ACACACACACACACACAUUCUGCUUCUGCUCUACCGGGACAGGGACACACUCAGUCAGUCCGGAAUCAGUGCAGUAGCGUUGUAUCCGAGUGAAGGAGAGAGAACUUCUUUCACUUCGACUUUUUUCCAUACAAUGUGAGGAAAUGGCCGAGCGAAGGUCUGACUGGGUGGAGAUUUUGGAGCCACGCUCACGCGAGCGCAUGUUCGUCAACCUGGUGACGGGCGAGUGCGGCUGGGAGGCGCCGGCCGGCGUGAGCGUUCGGCAGUCGGACGGUAACCAGUGGUGGGAGCUGUUUGACAACAACAACAACCGUUUCUACUACUACAACUCCACCAGCCAACAGACGGUGUGGCACCGGCCGCAGGGCUGCGACAUUGUGCCACUGGCACAGCUCCAAGCCGUCAAGAAGAGCUCUGAGGCAGAGCUCAGGAGCCAUGGAAAGAGCGGGGGGAACAACCUUGUGGCCGCAGUGCUAACACCCAACUCGAGCGCCUCUCAGGAGCUAGACAGUAGCAGGGAGACGCCAUCGUUAAAGAGCAGAGGGGGCAGUUUGGAGAAGAGGAGUGAGGGCAACAGAGAGCCAAAUCCAAGAUGGCAGCCUGCUCCAGGCUCCAAGGCGGCCAUGUUGGUGAAAGUGAGCGGCAGUGGCCGGAACCAGCACAUCACCCCUGCUAGCCCCCACCCCUUUACUCAUUUGAGCCUGCCCACCAGCAACACCCCCUCUCCUAUUCCCACAUACCCCAACAGGACUGCCUCCUUCGGAAAGAAAGACCCCAAACAGUCCUUUCAUCUUCUUAAGAAGGCCGACAGUGGCAGCUUCAGCAUGGCAAUGCCCAGCUCUGGUGCCCCCUCAUCUACAAAUGUUUGCCCUUCUUCCCCUCAGUAUGCAGCCACGCCCCCUGUGCCAAUCUACGAUGAGCCUCCAACUUCAGAUCCACCCAUUUAUGAUGAACCACCAGCUGACAUGGAGGUGGAAGGGGCUGAUUACUUGACUCAUGACCAUUAUAGACCAACCCACAGCAUGCCACGAUUGCCUCCACCCACUAAACUUCUCCAGUUCCCCCAAGCCAAGCACAAGCGCCAUCCCUCGGCCGGGGAGUACAGUGCAGCUGGACGCGAAUGCAUCAAGCACAUGGUGAAUGUGGACCUCCAGACAGGAGAGAGCCCAAAAGAAGAGAUUUCCCUGGAGAAGAAGCAGCCAUGGCACAGCCGUCAGAGCAGCCUGGCAUCUCAGGAGUACCCACCACCCUCCACUGUCACCUACCAGGACUCAGGCUACUCGACAGGGCCCUCUCCAAGUCUGCGCAGGAAAAAUCGCAGAAGAGCUGUUCCAGGGCACGGGGCAGGAAGUGGCAGCGAUCUCAGUGACAAGCUGAUGGCUGAGAUGAAGGUGGUUUUAAUGAGCUCAGAAGGUUCACUGAAAAGCACAACGCUGCCUGGACAAAUGUCCGGCUCAGGGGAGGAUACAAUAGCUAGCGAGCGUUCACUGUACAGCAGACAUGGAGACGCGACUCUGACGCCAGUCGAGGGGUUAGCAGGUGGGCAGAAAAGGACAUAUGAAAAGGUGGACUCGUUGGAGAAGAGUGAAGCAUCUCACACUAGCCUGUCUUCUCCAGAGCCACCUGCAUCACCCUCACAGGCAGGAACACUGGAAUCCAAAAGCCAGUCGGACUUCCGCUCCCAACACGGAAAAGACGGCAACGAUGACGUAACAGUUCACGGCAGCACUUCUGUUACCUCACUUCCUGUCCUCCAGGUGCAUACCCCCACCCCUGGACCCACCUACCAGUACCCCUACUCUACCCUAUGCAAGCCACGUAUUGAUGUGGAUAUAGAAGCCUGGGCUACCAAGAACCUGAACCAGCACACACGAGGCCUGCUGCGCAGACGUGUCUCCAUCGCCACCAUGCUGUCCUGGAGCAGCGCUUCCAUCAGGAAGCCUAUGCUGAUCACGAGCGACCGCGCCAUCAAGAAAGAAGCCUGUGACAUGUUUAAGCUUGUGCAAACCUACAUGGGAGACCGGCAAGUGACACGCCUUGACUGGCGCCAUGUCGCCCUUCAUGUAGUGACCAAGUGCUGGAGCAUGCAGGGCCUGAGGGACGAGCUGUAUGUCCAACUUAUCCGGCAGACCACAGACAACCUGAACCUCAGUAGCCUCUGUGCCGGCUGGGAGCUCAUGGCCAUCAGCCUGGCCUUCUUUUCUCCUUCACCCAAGUUCAGGCGCUAUCUUGAGGGAUACAUCCAGAGACACCUGGAGCCCAGUAAUGACAAGAAGAUAUUACAGAGGAUUGUGGAACAACAGGACAUAAAGAACAAGAAGAACUCGAAGUCCAGGAAGAAGAGGAAACAGAACAAUGAAGAAGAGGAAGAACAGGGUACAUGUCUGCCAAUCAGCACUUAUGCCAAAUACUGCUACCGCAAGCUGCAGAAAGUUGCUGUGACUGGGGGUAAAAAGGGUCUGAGGAAACCUACCCUGGAUGAGAUUGAUCAUGGGAGGAACGCCAUUGUGACACCCUCACUAUUCGGAAGCGCGCUGGAAGAGAUCAUGGAGAGGCAGAGUCAGCGGUUCCCUCACAGGAGGCUGCCCUGGGUGCAGGUGCAGCUUUCUCAAUGUGUCCUGGCACUCGGUGGAGCGCAGACUGAGGGUAUAUUCAGAGUCCCAGGAGACAUAGAUGAAGUGAAUGCCCUCAAAUUACAGGUGGACCAGUGGAAAAUUCCCGAAAAUCUCUCUGACCCUAAUGUCCCUGCGUCACUAUUAAAGCUGUGGUACAGGGAGUUGGAGGAGCCUGUGAUUCCACAGAGUUUUUAUAUGCAGUGUAUCAGUCACUAUGAGGAUGCUGAAGCAGCCAUCAGCGUAGUGCAGGCUUUACCAGAGCUCAACAGACUGGUACUGUGUUACUUCAUCCAUUUCUUACAGGUUUUUGCACAGCCAGUGAACGUAAGCAAGACUAAGAUGGAUGUGAACAAUCUGGCCAUGGUGAUGGCGCCCAACUGCCUGCGUUGCCAGUCAGAUGAUCCCCGCAUAAUAUUCGAGAACACACGCAAAGAAAUGUCUUUUCUCCGCAUCCUCAUAGUUCAUCUGGACACCAGCUUCAUCACGGACAUGGUGUAAUUUUUAAGCAGUGAAAGUUUGCCUCCUUGCGUAUCUGUGUGCCCAUGAGUGUCUCUUUCUUUACAGGGUUUAGGUCUAUGGCAUUGUUGCCUAUUAGCUGUUAUGCUGUUUGGCCAUGUCAGUGCUUUAUAACUCUGAGAAAAGAAUAAAGACAUGCUGAGGUCUUGAGGAAAGUGAUGGAUAACAUAAUUUAGUUAUCAAACUUCUUAGCUAAAACCUAAAAUAUGAGUCACCAGCAAGUGACUCACUGAUUCACUGAAUACCAGCAUUCGUUGCAGGUUUUUGCCUGUUUGACGUGAAUCGACUCAGAAUCAUUUUGAGUGAUGCUUUGUAGCAAAUACCACUGUAAUGUCUGAAUCGAUUCAGAAAUAAAUCCUUUUGACUGGCAGACACUCUGGCAUAUCUACAUAAAUCAGACUGUUAACAUAUGAACCCAAAUGUUCAGGGACCUACAGCUCUUGGUAUUAUUGCUAAUAAUUCUGUGCUUUCAAUAAGUUGGGUUUUUGGACCUUUUUUCUCUUUGCAAGAUUAUCUGGGCAAUGUUCCUCAGUGGAUUUUUAAUUUAAUACGGUUUGAGUGUGUUAAAUAUUUAAUGGAUACUAAACUCGAUGUUUUGGAUUGUAUGAGCCUCUCUGGUCUUAGACGGUCUGCAAAGUCUUUAAAAAAAAAUCGGUCUCAUGCUGUGUCUACAGUAUGCACUGCUCAUGUUGAUGUGUGUCUGAAAGAAAGAUCUGUUGGCUCCUUUGUGGCCUGCUGACUUUAAACCUGGUCCCUGCAAUUGACUGUGUGUGUGUGUGUGUGCGUGUGAUUGUGUGUUAGAUUGCUUUCAGAAAGGUCAUCCAUCCAUAAUCAAAAGCUCAUGGCAUGGACAGUGCUUCAAAACAAACUCUCUUUUAUUUCAUCUCCUUCAGAUAAUUGACACUCCAUCAUUUGAUGUAGUACAUGCUAUUUUUAUCCAUCAUGUGUGUCACCAGGAAGGCAUGGAGGAUUAUUCACUGCAUUCGAGCAAUCCAGAUCAUACAGCUAGACAAUAUACAGUAUUUAGCUCAGGGAUUAUAAAGAGCAUUAUUAUACACAGGCCUGACUCUGCAGAGUUUGGAUGUCUAUAAGUAGUGAUACGAAGUGACCAGACAUGUGUUGAAAACAUUUUCACUCAUGCAUCAGCUUUCAUCAGUCCUUAAACCCUCAAGCCUUGAAGAUUAAAUCACAACUCAAUCCACAGAUGAUGUGGAUGACUGCAAAACAUAUUUUUACUUUGGAAUUUUCCAUAAGACGGCGCAAUUUCAUAUCUCAGAUGUGUGGUUUUAAGGACAUAGCCAGGACCCAGGCUGUAGUAUAUUUAGCUCUGUGGUCAGACUUUGGGGUUUAGCACCCAGCAUGGGAGCGUUUUGGCUCUUGAUUUUGGAACGAGACAAUUUUUGACCGCACACACAGCACUCCCUGACUUCUGUUUUUAUUAAGAUGUAGGCCCCAAAUAAUACAUCAAGCAAAAACAGUCAAGCAUGAGUAGCUGCUUGUUAUGACCCCUUUCCACAGCCCCGUGUGCCACACUGGCCCAAUAUCACACACAUGUCUAAUCAGUUUGUCCAUGACUGGAGGGAGCUAGUAGGAGUCCUUGUGCCAUAGCAGAUGCACUUCAGUGCAUUUCUUCUCAUCUUCCACGUCAGUCAACACAAGUCAAUCAACCUGACUGGAAACCAGUUGAUAAAGCUUGAGUAUCUUCUCACUUGCCUAAAUAGCAAGUCCAUGCCACUGAUAUUUCUCUGGUAUUCUGUAAAUAUGAUUGUAUGUCUCACGUUCUAUGUAUGUUUACCCAUUAAUUUAUCCCUUUUCAAUCAAACAUCGUUACAUCUAUGAGGAUAUCCUUUAUCUUUUCAGUCCGUUCAGAGUUCUGUCAUAUAGCGUUUUUUUUUCCCUUUUUUUAAUAUAAUCCUGUAGAUGAUUGUGUUGAAUAGUGAACGGAAUUGUAGCAGAAUACAGCCACACCGAUUCUGUGUGUGUUGUCAACCUCCACUAUGCUCCUGUAUUGCACUUACCUGUGUGUCCAACCUCUCUGCGCCUCUCAGUGAUGCUUGCAGGGACUAACGACCUCUGAAUAAAAUUGUAAAUAUUUCUUUUUUUUGCUGUGAUCCUCUGAUGGGCCUGCUAGAAAAUAAAGAUGGAUGGCAAGCAUUUAAUUUCUGUUGUUUCAGAAAGAAAUAAAGUUUGUAAAUUUGCAGAAA
This is a messenger RNA of Tachysurus vachellii, 5335 nucleotides long. RefSeq names its product Rho GTPase activating protein 46b (gene arhgap46b). Gene Ontology annotation, molecular function: protein binding; GTPase activator activity. The record is from RefSeq and is a predicted model, not a curated record. Gene Ontology annotation, cellular component: cytoskeleton; cytoplasm. The transcript has 10 exons. Gene Ontology annotation, biological process: signal transduction. Bases 144 to 3113 code for a protein of 989 amino acids. Lineage: Eukaryota; Metazoa; Chordata; Actinopteri; Siluriformes; Bagridae.